AUGAGCCGAUCAUUGAGCUGGUCUCGAACGGCCAAAUCCUCACUGGCAAAGCAACAUGUCUCUCGUCCCAGUGACCCCACUACGGUGCGCCCGGCACAGUCUCUCAAUCGCCGAGCGCAGCAGAUUGCCGAAUUUUCAGGGAGUAGCGAAAGUCAGGAUCGUCUGGGCCACCGAGCAAAAGAGAAGCUACUUGACCGGGAAUUUUUCUUGAGCUUGCUGAGUUCUGCCUCGACAAAGCGCGAGGCCAAGUCGUACCUAGCUCGGCUUAAAGCCAGCCCUGGUAAAGCAGCCCGAGACUCCACAUCCGAAGCUCCGAAAGAAUCCGCACCAGAACCUCCGCCAUUAGGUGUGAACCUGGGCUCCUUUUAUGGUGCCUCAAGGGCUGUUUAUGAUAGCCCUGUAUUUCGACAACAGACCACGCCCGCGCCCAAAGCACAGGACCUGCCUGAAAGGCUACACCUGGCUCUGAUCAAAAUCACCACACCCCAAUUGCUCGAUGAUGCCGUGAUCAGCGGCGUAGCGAAGACCCUGUCGCAGCUUGUGCGGCUGGGCAUGGCAUGCUGUGUCGUGGUUGAUCCUGGAAACCUGGAUGGCGUAGCCAUGCGCCAAACGGCCAUUGAGCAGGCAAACCGGAUAUCCGCAGCGGUGGAUGAGCUGCCCGACUCGAAGUCAUUCCGUCUGGACUCAGCCUUGUCCAUCUCUGAGCGAGGAUCGGGCCAGCCCACGGUACUCUCGCGCAAGGUGCUGUUGAGCGCACUUCGGGAUGGCCAUGUGGUUCUCGUCCCUCCCAUUGCCUACAAUGAAGACAACCCGCGAGCUGUCCCUGUUUCUGCCAAUGAUGCUGCACUUGCACUCACGAAGGAGUUUGCUGGGCUGUCCCUUCAUCCAGACCCAGACGAGGAUCCAUCGGUUACGGUAGAGAGAAUCACUGCUCUGCAGAAGGAGGUUUCAUUGGACCGUGUCAUUGUUCUCGAUGCACUUGGCGGUAUCCCGGCCUUCAAAGGUCCUCAAUCAUCCCAUGUCUUCAUCAACAUGGAGCAGGAGUUUGAUCAAAUCAAAGAAGAACUUCUUCAAGCCCGAUCGUCCAUAAUUGACAAGGGUGAUCUCACAAAUCAGGUCAACCUAGAAGCCAGUCUUCCGAUCCUAGAAAGCAACCCUAUCUCCAAGUUCGUCAACCAGGAGGUAGCUUCACCCAUUCAGCCUGCACAGAAUGAGCAACUGCCCGGCGCAGACAUGACGGAUAAGGGAAUAGAUGGUCAUCUAGACAAUCUUCGAUUCACACAGCAGGCCCUGGCCAUGCUUCCAUCAGCUUCUUCGGGUAUCAUCACCUCCCCCCAAGAAGUGUCUCACUCAGCGCGAGCACCCCAAGUCGCCGUAUCAGAUGUAUCUGCCGUUGGGACACGACGACAACGCAAUCCCCUCAUCCACAAUCUACUGACCGACAAACCCCUCCUCUCAUCAUCGUUGCCCCCAGGCCGGCGCAGCACAUCAAGGAACGGCAUAUCCAACAACUUGAGCCCUGUCACAUCUCAUACGACCUUCGUCAAGCGUGGAAUGCCUCUUACCAUACUACCAAACCCCUACACAAAGCCAUGGAUGGCCCACAUCCAACCAAGACUAGGCCUCAACGACCCCUCCAUUGACCUCCCUCGCCUCGUCACCCUCAUUGAGGAUUCCUUCGACCGCAAACUAGAUGUCCAAGAUUACCUCGACCGAGUGAACGAUCGCAUCGCCGGCGUCAUCGUAGCUGGCGAGUACGAAGGCGGCGCAAUCUUGACCUGGGAGACGCCGCCCGGAGUUCCAGACGACGGGAGCGAAGCUAGCACUGCCCGCAUGGUCCCCUAUCUGGAUAAAUUCGCCGUGCUUAAACGCAGCCAGGGCGCAGGCGGUGUCGCCGACGUGGUUUUCAAUGCGAUGGUGCGCACAUGCUUCCCUGAGGGGGUUUGCUGGCGCAGUCGCAUGGAUAAUCCUGUCAAUAAGUGGUAUUUCGAGCGCUCUUCGGGGACUUGGAAAUUGGCGGAUAGUAAUUGGACCAUGUUUUGGACAACUCCUGGCUUGGUCGAGAACUCCCAGCGCUUCCAGGAUUACGAGGCUGUGUGCCGGACUAUUCAGCCGAGCUGGGCGGACAACAAAAGCGUCAUCGAUUGA
Molecule: messenger RNA, 2148 nt
Organism: Penicillium olsonii
Lineage: Eukaryota; Fungi; Ascomycota; Eurotiomycetes; Eurotiales; Aspergillaceae
Source: the annotation of a GenBank genome assembly